AACAUGAGCCAGCUAAACCAGAGUGAGAACUGCUCCUUCCAUGACGUGGAGGUGCUGAUGAAAACCGUGCAGCUGGCUGUCCACACCCCUACCUUCCUCCUCGGUCUGCUCCUCAAUCUGCUCGCCAUCCGAGGCUUCAGCUCCUUCCUGAAGAAGAGGUGGCCCUGCUACGCUGCCACCUCCAUCUACAUGAUCAACCUGGCGGUCUUCGACCUGCUGCUGGUGUUCUCUCUCCCAUUCAAGAUGGCCCUGUCUCACGUGAAGGCUCCCCUUCUUCCCCUCUGUACCCUAGUGGAGUGCCUCUACUUCAUCAGCAUGUAUGGGAGCAUCUUCACGAUCUGCUACAUCAGCCUGGACAGAUUCUUGGCCAUCCGGUACCCGCUCCUGGUCAGCCACCUCCGGUCCCCCAGGAAGACCUUUGGGAUCUGCUUCACCAUCUGGGUCCUGGUGUGGGUGGGGAGCACCCCUAUCUAUAGCUUCCAUGGGAAAGUGGAAAACUACACGUGCUUCCACAACAUGUCUGACGGCACCUGGAGUGCCAAGGUCUUCUUCCCUCUUGAGGUCUUCGGCUUCCUUCUUCCCAUGAGCAUCAUGGGUUUCUGCUCCUCCAGGAGCAUUUGCAUUCUGGUCGCCCGUCGGGACCACACCCAGGACUGGGUCCAGCAGAAGGCCUGUAUCUGGACCAUCGCGGCCAGUCUGGCUGUCUUUGUGGUCUCCUUUCUCCCAGUCCACCUGAGUUUCCUCUUGCAGUUCCUGGUGAGGAAUGGCUUUAUCGUGGAGUGCAGAGCCAAGCAGAACAUCAUCUUGUUCCUGCAAUUGUCCAUGUGUUUCUCCAAUAUCAACUGCUGCCUGGAUGUUUUCUGCUACUACUUUGUCAUCAAAGAAUUCCGCAUGGACCUGAUGGCCCACCAGCCUUCCAGGGUCCAGCUGGUCCUCCAGAAUACCAUGACCACCAUGGCUAAGGGAAGAAAGCUGAGCUUGGAGGAAGGAAAUCUCAGUCUGAAUUCCAUAGCAGAUACCUCUUCCUAG
Molecule: messenger RNA, 1029 nt
Organism: Globicephala melas (long-finned pilot whale)
Lineage: Eukaryota; Metazoa; Chordata; Mammalia; Artiodactyla; Delphinidae
Gene: GPR55
Product: G protein-coupled receptor 55
Biological process (GO): positive regulation of Rho protein signal transduction; phospholipase C-activating G protein-coupled receptor signaling pathway
Cellular component (GO): plasma membrane
Molecular function (GO): G protein-coupled receptor activity
Source: RefSeq, a predicted model, not a curated record